AUGGUCCGACCGUCCGAGAUCCGCACUUUAACAAAUCGCCGACUCAAAGCGCACAGUCUUCCAUCCACCGCUCGGCGCUCCGCCCAGCUCCACUUUGUCACGGUCCGCUCCAUCGCCAUCUCCAUCACCACCACCACGCCUAAGCGGCUUCCUUUUCCACCGGUCUACGCGCACGCUCAUUCCGCUUCGACCAGUACACCCACCGUCCAAGAGUACACACUGCCCAUAGACGGCUCCACGCCGCGCAUGGCCGACCCUAAUCCUGUGCCCGAUGCACAGGAGAUACAGCGGCUUACCCUUGCCGCAGCCGAAGCGGCCGAUGCACAAAAGGCUGCCGAAGAGCAACCUACGGAUGUUGCCAUGCCAGACCUGACUGCGGCCGCAGAGGCUAGCAAGGACCAAGCCGCAGACGCAACAGCCACACUGCAGGUCCACCUCCCGCCCCAGGUGUCCGCUGAUCAACUCACCCUGGCACUCACCUCGCUCAGCAACGCAGAAUCCCGACCAGCUGUCACGCUCGAACGCCUGCAGUCUCCCGACGCCGAGCUCGUGCUCCAUCUCUACGAUGUCGCUCUUCAGGCUUUUGGCAUGAAGCAGCAGCUCACAACACUCGAGCAGGCGCGUCAGCAGACGGAAGCGACACUCUCGUCCCUCCGCGACCGCAAUACCGAGCUCGAACAGGAGCUGGACACCGUUCGUAAAGCAGGCACCGAGUCCACCAACCUCACAACCAGCUUGCAGACCGAGAUCAACAGCCUUCAGAGUCGACUCGGCUCCGUCCAGACCGAAGUCGACAACGAGAAGCGCGAGAGCACCGCCGCAAAAGAGCGCAGUGCCGAGCUGGCCACCGAGCUCACCGCAGCGCAGGCUCAGUCCGCAGCACUCAAGACCGAUCUCGAGAACGAACGACGCGCCAAAGAGCUCGUCGCCAGCGAACGAGACCGCCUCUCUGCAGAGCUCGUCGGCGUCACCGCGCAACUCACCACCCUCAAGAGCUCCACCGAGUCCGGCGUCCGACACGCCGCCGAAGUACGCGGCAGACUUGACCAGGUCGAGCAGGAAAAGCGCGACCUUCUCGCCAGUCUCCAGCGCGAGCGCGAAGAGAGCACCCGCAAGGCCGAAGAGAUCGAUGCCCUCCUCACCCGCAACCGCGAUGCGCGCCAGGAGAUCUCGCGCCUUUCAACCGCCGUCCAAGAGUCCCGCAGCCAGGAGAACAUCGCUACAUUCAAGCUGCAAAGUCUAGAGCAAGAGAUCCAGCUUACAAAGAAGAACAGCGACUGGGCUCACGACCAGCUCGCUCAACUCAACGAUGCCUCCGCCGCCUUCCGUGCCACCAAGCGCGCUGAGCUCACCCGCGUUCAGGCCGAUCUGGAUGCCGCCCGUCAAGAAGCAACUCUGGCCCGCUCCAAGGUGGAUUCGCUUCAGACCGCCUACACUGAAACCAGCAGCAAGCUUACCGAGGCGUCCGAGAAGCUCGCCGAGCUUCAAAGUCGCCUCGCGUCGCAGGAGGACUCCUUCCGCACCGAGGUCAGCAACCAGAGCCAACUCGUCAAGCUGCUCGAAAGGCGGGCCGAACACGCAGCCGAGCGCAUCAAGGAGCUCGAAGAGCAAUGGGAAGACGUCCUCGAGCAGUGCCGCGCCCGAGAAGAGGCCGCCUGGGCAGAGACCCAGAACGAGGCCCAACUGCGCGAGGCUCUCGAGAAGGAGAACCGCGAGCUGUCGGAGGCCCUCGACCGUCUCGCAGAAGGUGUCGGCAUCGGCCAGCAGCGCGAAAACGGCGAGAACCUGCUCGACCAGACCUUCGACGGAGCCAGCGAUGCCGGCCUUGACUUUGAUGCGCGCAGCACCGCAUCCACGCCGCGUCGCUCUGCGCUCAUGGGCACCGCUGCCUCCUUCAACAACAGCUUCGGCAUCUCGCCCACCGCCGAGAUCGCCAACCGCAUCCGCAAGUCCGGCAAGUCCUUCAGCCAGAUCUACAUGGAGCUCGCCAAGACGCACGAAGAGCUCCGUCGCGAGAAGCUCGAGACCAACCGCCUCACGGCUGUGCUCGCACAGGUCAUGGACGAGCUCCAAGAGCGGGCUCCGGAACUGCAGGCGCAGCGCGAGGAGACCGAACGUCUUGCGGCCGAUCUUGAAGAGAUGGUGGCGCAGGUCGCGUCGGCUUCCCAGGAGCGCGACACAGUCCAAGCCGAGGCCAAACGUCUGCGUCUCGACCUGGAGCGCAUCACGCGUGAAAACGGCUUCAUGUCGCAGCAGCUCGCCGACUUUGGUCGCCAGGUGCGCGAACUGACCAAGGCCAUCAUCUUGCGUGACGACCCGCAGGCUGCUGCGCGCCUCGAGGACGACGGCAGCCUCUUGGCUGAGCUCGACUCGAUCGCUCCUCUGCCCGAAAGCUUGCCCGAGUCCGAUACCCAGACUGUCAUCACCAACGAGCUCGUCACCUUUGCCUCGCUCACCGAGCUUUGCAGUCAGAACGCCCGCCUGCUGCAAGUCACGCGCCAGCUGGGCGCAAAGAUGGAGGAAGAGGAGAAAAACUACAAAGCGCGACUCGCCGAGGACCAGGACGAAGCCGUCAACGAGGCUCGCGACCUCAUCGUCCGACUGGAAGACGAGGUCCGCCAGGAGCAGUUCAGGGUGGAAGAGGUCAGCAAGGAACGCGACCUUUUCCGACAGCUCUGCGCCACUGGCGGUCGCAGCGCUGCAAACAACGCCGCCGACGACAAGGGCUCGGCGGGCGUCGCGAGUGCCGCUCCCGUCGCUGGCUCGGGCCUCGCCCUCGCCGAGUACGAGGCCUUGCGAGCUCGACACGACCGCCUCAAGUCCGACACCGAUGCCGAAAUCGCUCGCUACCGCAAAGAGGUCCAAUCGCUGCAAGCCGAGAUUGGCAAGACCACGGUCUCUUCGGCGCGCGAAGGCGCCUUGCGCCAAGCGGCCGAAGACAAGUUUGCCAACCUGCAGAGGACGUACGAGCUGGCCAAGUCGGACUUGGAGGAGAUCACGAAGCGCGCUGCUCAGCUCCAGCAAAGCCUUGCGAGCAAAGAUGUUGCCGUGCAGACGCUGGAGGAACAGCUGAUUCAAGCGCGGUCCAGCCUCGAGCAUCUCCGCUCGCAAGUCUCGACUCUGCAGGCUGAGAAGGACCUUUGGAAGGCCGCCGAGGCCAAGCUCCUGGAGGAAAGCCGCUCCAUCCAAGCGGAGCGCAACAACCUCCAGCAGCUCGUUCAAACGACGCAAGCAAUGCAGGCCGAGUUGGAGCAACGCGGGCGCGACUCGACCUCCCGCCUGAAGCAGGACGUCAAGAGGCUCGACGAGACCAACGAGGAUCUGCGCAGCCGUCUUGCUGCCGAGCAGGACCUGUACCGCCAGCUCAGCCUGCGUCGCGAGAUCGAGACCAAAGACCUCCAGAGCCGCAUCGAUCUGUCCAGCACCGAGCUCAGCAAUGCGAGGGAGGCGCUGGCCAUCGCGCGAACCAGCGCAGAUCAUACGCAGCUCCGCGUCGAGGACAUCACCCGCCAGCUCGAGGCCACCAAGGAGAAGCUCGCCGUGUACGAGCGCCGCGACCAGCUCUCACGCGACCCUGUCGCAUUCCGCGCCCAGCCGGACGUCGAGCUGUCGAGGGAAGAGCAGCUUGAGAUCGAGCUCGCCGACCUCAAGGCGGGCCGAGCCGCUGCCCAGGUCGAGGUGCGCAAGAGCAAGCUCGAGGUCGAACAGGCGGCGGCGGCUGUCGCCGAGAAGGACGCCGCGCUCACCUCGCUGCGCAGCGAACACGAGCAGCUCAAGGGUAGCUCGACAUCCGAGAUAGCCGCCAAGGUCACCGAAAUCCAGACGCUGCAGCAGCAAGUCGCGGGCACAUCCUCCCAGCUCUCCGAAGCACAGACGCAGCUGCACGAGGUGCAGAAGCAGCUCGAGACCGAGCGAGCCGCGUUCCAGGCCGAGAAGAAGUCGCUCGAAGAUGCCAUCACCGAGCUCGGCAGCGUCGAGGAGCGUGCGCGCGCCGAACAAGAGGACGUCAAGGGCGAGAUCCGCAAGCAUCUGCAGGUGGCCAAGGAGGCGCAGCAGAAGCUCGAGACCGUCUCUCGCAACGUCGACAACGUCACUACCGAACUCGCCGAGGCACGCGAGCAGCUCAACAAGGCACGCCAAGAGGUGGGCUCGCUGCGCAGUUCCAAGGAUCUGGCCGAGGCCGAGUGGGGUCGGGAGAAGGCGAGCUGGGAUGCUGUGCGCCAGGCACUCGAGCGCGAAAAGGCUGACUUACAGCGCAGGAUGGACGACCUCACUGCGCAGAACCAGAUCCUGCACACGCAUCUCGAAACGAUCAACGCACAGGCGAGCCAGAUCCGCGAGGCCGCGGCUGCUCCCCUGCCCACCUUCGACGUCGAUAUGGAGUUGAGCUCGAUGGCUCAAGCAACACAGCCUGCCGGAGAAGCUGCACCCGCCGCAGCCGAGGAAGCCGCUGCAACCACGUCGGACGCUGCCGAGGGCGCGACCACAAGUGAGGCAGCUACGGCUCCUGUCGAGGGUGAAACCGCAAGCGCACCUUCGUCCGAGAGUGAAGCAGCUCAGGCUGUCGCUGUCAAGAAGGAAGACACCAGUGUUUCCGGCACCGAGCUGGCGCACUCGCUCAUGAAGCGACGUGUCGAAGAGCUGCAGGAGCUCGUGCAGCGUCUGCAGCGCGACAAGGAUCUUGUCGGAAUGCAGAUGGAGAUGACCAAGCAGGAAACGUCGCGUCUGCAAAAGACGCUCGAGCACGUCAACAAGACGCUCGCCGAGACGCGCAUCGAGCUCGAUGCCGAGCGCGCCAAGGGCGCCUCGUCGACGGCGAGCGCCACGCAGCACGCCGAGCUGCUCGACAAAAUCAACCAGCUCAACGAGCUGCGCGAGAGCCACAGCACGCUGCAGGAGACGGCUUCUCGUGCCGAAGCUCGCGCCGCACAGCUGGAGGCCGAGCUGCGCAGCGCCACGUCCGAUCUCGAGCCCGUGCGGGCGCAGCUGCGCACGGCACAGAUCGAGCUCGAGGCGUCGCAGGCCGAGGUCAAGGUGCUGCGCGAGGACAGCAAGCGCUGGCAGACGCGAUCGCAGUCGCUGCUCCAGACGCACGGCAUCAGCGAAGAGAUGCAAAAGGUGGAGCAGCAGCGUGCCGAGGCGCAGCAGAAGAUCGACGAGACGCAGGCCAAGCUGCAGGAGAACGAGGCGGCGACCGAGGCGGUCAAGGCAGAGCUGGCGACGGCCAAGUCGAACUUUGACAAGCUGCGCGAGCAGGUGCGUGCGCGCAUCGCGCAGGAACGCAAGUCGGUCGCCGACGCGCAGGAGAAGAUGGCUGCGCUGCAGAAGGAGAAGGACCAGGAUGCGGUCAGGUUCAAAGAAGCCAUUGCGAUGCACGAAGCCAACGUGGUGCAGCUCACGAUCGAAAGGGAUGCGCUCAAGCAGCAGCUCCAAGAGGCGCAGUCGCAGGCGCCGGCUGCCGCUGCUGCUCCGGCCGCCGAGGCCACCGAUGCAUCGGACGCGGCUCAGGCGGUUCCCUUCGAGACUGCGCCCGAUGCAGCCGCUGCAGACGCCGAGGCUGCUGCGGCGGUGGCUCCCGCGAGCCAGCAGGCGGCAAUCGAGGCUGCGGUGGCCGAGGCGCAGCGGCAGUUUGACGAGGUCAAGGCGCAGCUCGAGGCGGAGAAGGAGCAGAUCGCCUCGGUGCGCGACAAGCAUCUGCAGAACGGCCGCGACUUCCUCAAGAAGAUGCGUGCCGCACAGGCCGAGGUGCAGCAGCGCGACGAGGCGAUUGCGGAGCUCAAGAAGGAGUUCGCCGAGAACAACCUCGAGGCCAUCGAGAAGGCCGUGCAGGAGCGGCUGGCUGGCAGCACCGGCGAUGCUGGUGGCAGUGGCGGUGACGCCGACGUGGCGGCUCUGCGCGCGCGCGUGGCGGAGCUCGAGCUGCAACUGCAAGCGGCCGAGACGCGCAUCCACGAGCUGGAAGCGCAGCUGGCGGCGAGUGCCCAAGGCGAGGCCGUGGAGCACCUAAAGGCUGCACACGCCGAAGAGCUGCGUCAGCUGCAGGCGUCGCUCGAAGCCAAGUACGCCGCUUCGUCUAGUGUCGGCGCCAACACCACAGGCGGGGAUGUGGAGGCAGCGGUGCAGGAGCGACUCAAGGUGCUGGAGGACGAGCGGGAGGCGGCGGUGCAGGAAGCGAUCGCCGCCGCCGUCUCGGCGCGCGAGGCCGAGCUCAAGACGCAGCACGACGCCAGCGUCAAGGCGCGCUUCGAGGCGGGCAAGAACGAGGCGAACCUGCGCAACACGCUGCUCAUCAAGCAGAAGGACAACCGCAUCGCCAAGCUCACCGCCGAGAUCGCCGCGCUCAAGGGCGAGGAGCCGGCGACCCCCGCGGGCGGCGCAGCACCGCCUACGGGUCCUGCUUCGGCGUCGACGCUACCGACCAAGCCGGGCGUGUUUGGACGCGGCGGUGCACAGGCUGGCCGUGGCGCUGCGCGCGGUGGCGCGGCAGGCACCGCUACAGCGCGCCCCGUCGCGCGGCCCAUCCCCACUGGCCCGGCCGCCGGGACGCCCACGACCGUCGCCUCGAUCCGCGGCGCGGCGUCGGCAGGCCGGGGCGGCACACGCAUCGCACGCGGCGGCGCCGCCCAGGCCGGCGCCAAACGCAAGCUCUCCGCACAGGGCCUCGCCACCGCACAGCCAGACGCGCAGCAGGGCGGCGCCAAGAAACCGCGCGCCGCAGGCGCCCCCGUCGCCGUGCGCAAACCAGGCCCAGGCAGCACCCAAGGUGGCCAGCAAGGCUAA
Moesziomyces antarcticus is the source of this 6780-nucleotide messenger RNA. RefSeq lists its product as uncharacterized. Gene Ontology annotation, biological process: protein import into nucleus; mRNA export from nucleus. Gene Ontology annotation, cellular component: nuclear pore. Bases 1 to 6780 code for a protein of 2259 amino acids. The record is from RefSeq and is a predicted model, not a curated record. The transcript has 3 exons. Gene Ontology annotation, molecular function: structural constituent of nuclear pore. Lineage: Eukaryota; Fungi; Basidiomycota; Ustilaginomycetes; Ustilaginales; Ustilaginaceae.